Messenger RNA from Elephantulus edwardii (Cape elephant shrew), 1668 nucleotides. RefSeq names its product complement component 9 (gene C9). The record is from RefSeq and is a predicted model, not a curated record. Lineage: Eukaryota; Metazoa; Chordata; Mammalia; Macroscelidea; Macroscelididae. The transcript has 10 exons. Gene Ontology annotation, molecular function: protein binding. Bases 1 to 1668 code for a protein of 555 amino acids. Gene Ontology annotation, biological process: immune response. Gene Ontology annotation, cellular component: membrane attack complex.
AUGUGGCCUGGCUGGUGGUCUGCCUUUGUGAUAUGCAUUUUACAAAUAAAGCUCCUGGCAGCAGGGCCCACUCCAAGUUAUGCUUUGGAGCCAGUACAAGAGAAUGGGACUCCAUCUCCUGUAGACUGCAGAAUGAGCCCCUGGAGUGAAUGGUCACAGUGUUACCCUUGCCUCAAACAACAGUUCCGCUCAAGGAGCAUCGAGGCCUUCGGACAAUUCAACGGGGAAGCCUGCCAUAAUUCAGUGGGAGACCGCCAGCACUGUUCACCUGCUGGGCCCUGUGAAGAAGCUGAGGAUGACUGUAGGAGUGGCUUUCGAUGUGACACAGGAAGGUGCAUAAAUCUCAAGCUCCAGUGUAAUGGUGACAAUGACUGUGGAGACUUUUCAGACGAAGAUAAUUGUGACAAUGAUCCUCGUCCUCCCUGCCGUGACAGACAGGCAGAAGAGUCUGAAAUGGCACGAACUGCAGGCUAUGGGAUCAACAUCUUAGGAAUGGAUCCCCUAAGCACACCUUUUGACAAUGAGUUCUUCAAUGGCUUCUGUGACCGAGUUCGGGAUGGAAACACCUUGACAUACUACCGCAAACCCUGGAAUGUGGCUUAUUUGGGCUUUGAUGUGAAAGCUGAUAAACAUUUCAGAACUGAGCAUUUUGAAGAACAGACUCAAGCAUUCCAAAGUAUCAUCCAAGAGAAGACAUCAACUUUCAAAGCAGAAAUCUCUCUAAAAUUUGUACCUACGGAAACUUUUAAAGAAUAUAAAUCUGCACUUGGAUUAAGUCCUACUGGAGGACCCAUUCCAAAUCCUAUUGAUAUCACGGCUGGGUCUAGUUUUACCUACUUCAAAAAGGAAGCUUACCAGCAAUUUUUGUCCUAUUUUUCAAAAAAGGAAAAAAUGUUUCUGCAUGUGAAAGGAGAAAUUCAGACUGGAAAAUUUGUGAUGAGAAAUCGCAAUGUCAUGCUGACAAUGACUUUCGUGGAUGACAUAAAAGCUCUGCCCAUCAACUACGAAAAGGGGGAAUAUUAUGCCUUUCUGGAAACCUAUGGAACACACUACAGUAGCUCUGGGUCUCUAGGAGGACUCUAUGAACUAAUCUAUGUUUUGGAUAAAACUGCUAUGAAGAAGAAAGGUAUUGAACUAAAAGAUGUACAGAGAUGCGUCGGAUUUAAUGCACAGUUUUCUGUUGAUGUUGCAAUUUUUGGAACGGAAUUGAAAGGAAACGUUGAUAGCAAUGAUUGUUUGAAGAGGGGUGAAGGUGGCAUUGUAAACAUCACGAGUGAUAACAUCAUAGAUGAUGUUAUUUCAUUCAUAAGAGGAGGGACCAGAAAACAUGCACUUCAAAUAAAAGAAAAGCUUGCCAGAGGAGCCAAGACGAUUGAUGUGGCUGACUUUGUAAACUGGGCCGGUUCACUGAAUGAUGCUCCAGUGCUCAUAAACCAAAAACUGUCUCCUAUCUAUAAUCUGGUUCCAGUGGAUAUGAAAGAUUCAUAUCAAAAGAAACAAAACUUGGAGCGAUCCAUUGAAGAAUAUAUCAAUGAAUUCAAUGUCAAAAAAUGCCACCCAUGCCAAAAUGGAGGUACUGUGAUACUGAUGGAUGGAAGAUGUGUGUGCUCCUGCCCAAUAGGAACUGAAGGCAUUGCCUGUGAAUUUAACAAACUGAGGAUCUCCUAA